ACAACAGCCUUAUUGGAUUCUGGAGCAUUCUUCUGCUAUAUUGAUCAGAGAUUCGCUCAAAAACAUGGGUUUAAGAUGAUACCACUAAACCACAAAAUAAGAAUCCUCAACGCAGACGCCAGUUCCAACAAGGGUGGUGCAAUUACUCAUCGUUGCAUGUCAAUGAUCCUUGGCAUGAAGUUCCUACAGGAACAUAAUCCCCGAGUUGACUGGGAACAUAGAGAGGUCACGUUCUCAAGAUGC
Messenger RNA from Laetiporus sulphureus 93-53, 243 nucleotides. RefSeq lists its product as uncharacterized. The record is from RefSeq and is a predicted model, not a curated record. The transcript has 2 exons. Lineage: Eukaryota; Fungi; Basidiomycota; Agaricomycetes; Polyporales; Laetiporaceae. The annotation marks the transcript as partial.